AUGAACUACCUACCACCUGUCUCCAUAAUCGAGGACAAAAUGCCUGUCCUGGACCACGAUCUGGAUACCCAUGACAGUGACAGGCUUCUCAAGGACAGCGAGAGUGUAUAUUCAUGGACGUAUUCAGACAGGGAAGAUGACCGACAUCGCGGAUUCUGGUGGAUUGUCGGCAUGGUCAUUGCAAUCAGCGCGCUGUCCUGCUUGACUGGCUUGUUUAUUGGGUAUCAACACCAUCACAGCGAUGAGGCGUGCUCACGGCGCACUUUGCAUUACUCUACCGUCAUGUCCAAUGUCCCAAUAAGAUACCACCGGCAGCGGUUCAACGGGUCCCUGCUGAAGGAGAAUAUCUUUCGCCAGGACGCCGGUCCGGAAGUAGACGCCGCAUGGGAAUCUCUCGGUGUGAAUUUCCGACCGAUCAGUGUCCCCGCUGAAGACGCAGCACGGUCCGGUAUCGCGCCAGACCAGGUCCAGAUAAAUGAAGCAUAUGGUGGUGGAUAUCCAGCGAAUGUCGAAGGACUGCAUCAUCUACACUGCUUGAAUCUCCUCCGUCAAUCUCUCUAUUACAACCACGACUACUACCGCUCUCUAGGCACGGGUGCAUUCAAAAACGAGGACUUUAUCGUGCGCCACCAUGUCUCACACUGCCUAGACAUCCUCCGCCAGCAGCUGAUGUGCACAGUCGACGUCGGCGUCCUCGGCCAGAUCUGGGUUCACCCUGAUAAACCCUCACCCUUUGUGGACUUCAAUACCGAACACCAGUGUCGCAAUUUCGAGCAGAUCAGGGAUUGGGCGGAGAAGCACCAGCUUCCUGAGCGUGUACCGAAGGAUUUCCUCCGGCCGCCGCGGGAGGGAGAUCGGAUAUACGACGAGAUUCCAUGA
Aspergillus versicolor CBS 583.65 is the source of this 879-nucleotide messenger RNA. RefSeq names its product oxidase ustYa family protein. The transcript has 5 exons. The record is from RefSeq and is a predicted model, not a curated record. Gene Ontology annotation, biological process: mycotoxin biosynthetic process. Bases 1 to 879 code for a protein of 292 amino acids. NCBI's taxonomy places the organism in Eukaryota, Fungi, Ascomycota, Eurotiomycetes, Eurotiales, Aspergillaceae.